GACGUCACCGCCGUGUUGAUUUGCUAAGCCGCGAGCGGAGAGGAGUUAGUGAGCGCGAGAGAGAGCGGGUACUGUGAACUGCGUUACUAUGCUACAGUCCUAAUAACCGCGCGCUCGGAAGCCAAACGUGCAAGACAGAUUGACCUUAUCUUGUUUACAAAGAUAACUGAACAGACUGCUACGUGGAAAGAGAGACUCAUGAGUUGGCCGUGUGGAUUUCAGAGACGUUAUGGAUUUAACUAAAAUGGGUAUGAUCCAGCUCCAAAACCCCAAUCACCCCAAUGCCCUGCUGCACAAGGCUAAUCAGAUGCGCCUGGCCGGCACGCUGUGCGACGUGGUCAUCAUGGUGGACAGCCAGGAGUUCCACGCUCACCGGACCGUGCUGGCCUGUGCCAGUAAGAUGUUCGAGAUCCUCUUUCACCGGAACAGCCAACAUUACACUCUCGACUUUCUCUCACCAAAGACCUUCCAGCAAAUUCUGGAGUAUGCCUACACUGCCACGCUCCAAGCUAAAGUGGAGGAUCUGGAUGACCUGCUGUACGCAGCAGAGAUCUUAGAAAUAGAGUACUUGGAGGAGCAAUGCCUGAAGAUACUGGAGACCAUCCAGUCCUCUGAUGAAAACGACACUGAGGUCAACAUGAAUGACGGAGGCGCAGAAGACGAUGAGGAGCGCAAGGGACGGCAUGGGAGAAACCCGAAAAAGCAUUCCGUGGAGGAGGGCAGCUACGUGUUAGCUGCCCAGCAAGCACUGAUGCUGCCAGGAAUGUUGGAUCAGAGUCCUUCUGUCUCCACCUCCUUUGGCCUCUCCACCAUGAGCCCAACCAAAGCAGCCGUGGACAGCCUGAUGAGCAUUGGCCAGUCCCUCCUGCAGAGCACCAUGUACCCUGGUGCGGUUGCUGGUCAGCCCCUGCAAGGCAACUCCCACCCCAUGAUGGGAGAGAUCAAAACGGAGAUGAUGCAAGUAGAUGAGAGCGGAGAGCAUGAGAGCCCUAAAGCCAUGGAAUCCAGCGCCUCCAGCAACGGUGAACGCAGUGGAGAACCUGACAAGAACCGUGAUGGGCCCGGCACCCCUACCAGGAGCAGCGUGAUCACUAGUGCCCGUGAACUGCACUACGUCAGGGAGGAAGGUGUGGGUGACCAGCAGCCCGAGGUCAGCCAGAUGGGGCUGGAGGCCAUGGCGGGGAUGACCGAAAAACACUUGGCGUCGCUCUAUGGCAUUCCCCCCAAUCACAAGAACGAAGCAAUGCUCUCUAUGCCCGCCUCCAUGGCCUCAUCCUUGCACAUGUCCCCAGCAUUGGCCAUGUCCAUGGACUUCAGUGCCUACGGGGGCUUGCUGCCACAGAGUUUCAUCCAGAGGGAGUUCUUCAACAAGCUUGGCGAAUUAGCUGCUGGGAUGAAGCCCGACGGCCGCAGCCCGAACGAGCGCUGCAACGUGUGCGGCGCCGAACUACCUGACAAUGAGGCCGUAGAGCAACACAGGAAGCUGCACAGCGGAAUGAAGACCUACGGAUGCGAGCUUUGUGGAAAACGCUUCCUAGACAGUCUGCGCCUAAGGAUGCACUUGCUGUCUCACUCAGCUGGUGAGAAAGCCAUCGUUUGUGACCAGUGUGGAGCUCAGUUCCAGAAGGAAGAUGCUCUGGAGGCCCACCGGCAGAUCCACACAGGUUCAGAUAUGGCCAUCUUCUGUUUGCUGUGCGGGAAGCGCUUCCAGACGCAGACGGCUCUGCAGCAGCACAUGGAGGUCCACGCAGGCGUGCGCAGCUACAUCUGCAGCGAGUGCAACCGCACAUUUCCCAGCCACACCGCACUCAAGCGCCAUCUCCGUUCACAUACAGGUGACCAUCCAUUUGAGUGCGAGUUCUGCGGCAGCUGCUUCCGAGACGAGAGCACGCUGAAGGGACACAAGCGCAUCCACACCGGAGAGAAACCCUAUGAAUGUAACGGCUGUGGCAAGAAGUUCAGCCUCAAACACCAGCUAGAGACCCACUACCGUGUCCAUACAGGUGAGAAGCCGUUUGAGUGCAAGCUCUGCCACCAGCGCUCCAGGGACUACUCGGCCAUGAUCAAACACCUGCGUACCCACAACGGAGCCUCACCGUACCAGUGCACCAUCUGCCUGGAAUACUGCCCCAGCCUCUCCUCCAUGCAGAAGCACAUGAAGGGCCACAAGCCCGAAGACAUCCCCCCGGACUGGAGGAUAGAGAAGACUUACCUGUACCUCUGCUACGUCUGAAGGAGGGAGACGGUGGGGAUGGAGGGGAGCGGGAGGGCGAGGGGUUAAUGCGCCUGGAAACACAGUCAGGAAAUGGACAGAUUUGUCGGAGGGGCUGGGCAAGGCAGAAUGGGAAUGGACAGGAACUAAAAAGGCAGAAAUCUUACCCCGUCAGUAUCGCAAAACUGAAAAAAAAAGCAUCAUGUUAUAGCCAUAUAUCGGUUCGCAGCACGGAUCAUAUGGGAAGUCCUCUCUCUGCAUGUCAGCUUACGUCCCAAACUUUAAAUAUGUCUUAUCAGUCAAACACACACUUCAGCAAUGAUCCCUUCUCUUCGUAAGGAUGCCCUCUUCUGGUACAAAAAUAGUAGUGUGAACUAGUGUUUAUCUCUGACUGAUCAGUUCGAUCGCAGCAGAGAUGUCGGUGCAAGAAGCACUUAGAUCCAUCAGCGGUAACGUGCCAGUCAGGUACUCCACAGCUAAUAUGAACCGUCAUGAUCAUCAGGGUCGCUACUGCAAACUGGGAUGUAAGCUU
Molecule: messenger RNA, 2744 nt
Organism: Sinocyclocheilus grahami
Lineage: Eukaryota; Metazoa; Chordata; Actinopteri; Cypriniformes; Cyprinidae
Gene: zbtb16a
Product: zinc finger and BTB domain containing 16a
Exons: 7
Coding region: 230-2233 (667 amino acids)
Biological process (GO): regulation of transcription by RNA polymerase II
Cellular component (GO): nucleus
Molecular function (GO): DNA-binding transcription factor activity, RNA polymerase II-specific; protein binding
Source: RefSeq, a predicted model, not a curated record